AUAUAUAAUACUAUAAUAUUAUUAUCAUAGAUAUCUAGGUAUAUAUAUAUUAUGUGAUCUUCAUCACCCUCUCUCUCAAWUAUACAAAAUUAACAAUCGCUUAAAUUUUUUAUGAAAGUUUUUUUUUCAUUUUAUCUAGUUUUCUAUCUGGCAUAAUAACCACUGUUCAACGUUCAACUGGUUAGAUUGAGCAUGUCCUGUCGAAUAUAGAUGUACGGUCUCGCAUACACAUAGUAUUUUCAUUUUUAAUUUUUUUUUAAUAAAUUCGUGAAGACAAUAUUUCACACCAUACCUACACCACUCAAAUUUUGAUCUCAUUGUUAUUGAGUAGUUCUAGUGUAGGUAGCGAAUAAAAAUAUAUUACAAUUGAUGACUACACAAAUGGCUAAGUGCAGUGAUAAUACUUAUGAUUCACAAGUGUUAGAAGAUUCAGUGUUACAAUGUAGACAGACUUUUGAAAAUAUCUUAUGUGUUCAGACUACAGCCUUAUUGAAAAAAUCAACACUUGAAAAAAUUUAUAUAGUACUGCAGGAAUGUAUGUGUAAAAUCAAUGACAGUGAUUCUACCAUUCAAGAAGUGAUACAGUCURAGAACAACUUAACUAAAAUAAACUUUAAUGAAGAAGAAUUUGGUAAAAGAAAAACAAAUUGCAAGGCGUUUGAUAAUUUUAAAGCAUUAUGCAGUGAAAAUAAAUCACUUUCUGUAAAAAGACAAAAUAUUUACAAAUGUGCAGACUGCAAGUACCAAACUCCUAGAAAAUCUGAUUUGAAAAAACAUCUAAAACGUCACAUGGGAGUGUGCGACUAUUUCUGUAGUUAUUGUGAGCGAAAAUUUUUUGAUAAAUACAAUCUAGAGCGACAUGUGAAUGCUAGUCACACAAAAAAACAACAAUAUUCAUGUACAUUGUGCACAUAUACAACGUUUUUGUAUGAUUCAUUGAAACGUCAUAGAAAAUUGAAACACUGUGAUCACUUAGAAGCAAAAUUUGUCUGCUCCGUUUGUUACCAUGUGAGUGCUUCAAAACAUGAUAUGAAUGUACAUUCGUAUACUCACGACAAAGCUAAAUCUUAUAUGUGUGAAGAAUGUGGUUCAAUGUUUGCUAUCAAGAGCCGUUUGAUUACACACCAAAAUACUGUACACAAUGAACCUGUACACCCAUGUCAAAUUUGUGACAAAUCAUUUAAAACACUGACACUGCUCAAGAGACAUACUAUCAUACACUCACGUUGCAAACCAUAUUGUUGUCCAUUCUGUAACCAUUCAUCAAAUAGCCAGAGCAAUUUGACUAAACAUGUGCGCAAAAUUCACUCCCAGGAUGAUUUCUCUUACCAUAAAUUUAUUAAUGGAAAAUAAUUCUAAAAUAUGAUUAUAGAGCACAUCUGGUCGUUACCUUGAUCUGAUAGACCUGAGUUUACCGAUUCAUAACAUCAAAAUUGAUAAUUUUAUAUGUAUUUGUUAAUGUUUUUAUAACACAUUGUUAUUUUUUUUACUUUCAUUAUUCUU
Diuraphis noxia (Russian wheat aphid) is the source of this 1503-nucleotide messenger RNA. RefSeq names its product zinc finger protein 711-like. Gene Ontology annotation, cellular component: nucleus. NCBI's taxonomy places the organism in Eukaryota, Metazoa, Arthropoda, Insecta, Hemiptera, Aphididae. Gene Ontology annotation, biological process: regulation of transcription by RNA polymerase II. Gene Ontology annotation, molecular function: RNA polymerase II transcription regulatory region sequence-specific DNA binding; DNA-binding transcription factor activity, RNA polymerase II-specific. The record is from RefSeq and is a predicted model, not a curated record.